AUGCGGAAGAUGGCCCCACCUAUGGAGCCGAGCUGCCACCAACUUCGGAAUUGCAUCAUGUCGAGUAACGAACCUGGAGAGCGCCAAGAAUUUGAAGAUGUGCCUCGGUGGCACACAAAGAAGAAAUUCGCAUGA
This is a messenger RNA of Phytophthora nicotianae INRA-310, 135 nucleotides long. RefSeq lists its product as hypothetical. The record is from RefSeq and is a predicted model, not a curated record. Bases 1 to 135 code for a protein of 44 amino acids. The transcript is spliced from 2 exons. NCBI's taxonomy places the organism in Eukaryota, Oomycota, Peronosporomycetes, Peronosporales, Peronosporaceae.